Messenger RNA from Penicillium olsonii, 279 nucleotides. The record is from the annotation of a GenBank genome assembly. NCBI's taxonomy places the organism in Eukaryota, Fungi, Ascomycota, Eurotiomycetes, Eurotiales, Aspergillaceae.
CCGACCCUCUACGGCCUGACGUCCCCAGUUCCCUCUCCUCCCCAUCCAUCCCACCGUCAAUCAGCGACAACAUCCGACAAGAUGGCCAAGUCCAAGAACGCGUCCCAGCACCACAACAGCCAGAAGGCUCACCGUAACGGUAUCAAGAAGCCCAAGACCAACCGUUACCCCUCCCUCAAGGGUGUUGACCCCAAGUUCCGCCGCAACCACCGUCACGCUCUCCACGGCACCAUGAAGGCCCUUAAGGAGCGCAAGGAGGGCAAGCGCGAGAUCGCAUAG